CCCAGAUUCCCGAGCGCUCGGCUGGCAUGGCAGCCGCCUCUGCGCCGGGCCCCGCGGCCAGCUAGGGGCGGCUCCGCGCCUCCGCCCGGCCCCUCGGCGGAGCCCGUCGGAUCGGCCUCGGUCUGCGGCCCGGGGGCGCUUAGCCCUCCAGCGGGAGGUGUCUUCACGUCUGGCUGCCCAUCCGUCCGUCCCUCCUGGGGCCGGAACUGACCAUGCCCAGCGGCUGCCACUGCCUACAUCUCGUGUGCCUGUUGUGCAUCCUAGGGGCAGCCGGUCAGCCUGUCAGAGCCGAUGACUGCAGCUCCCACUGUGACCUGGCCCACGGCUGCUGCGCCCCUGACGGCUCCUGCAGGUGUGAUCCAGGCUGGGAGGGGUUGCACUGUGAGCGCUGUGUGAGGAUGCCUGGGUGCCAGCAUGGUACCUGCCACCAACCCUGGCAGUGCAUCUGCCACAGUGGCUGGGCAGGCAAGUUCUGUGAUAAAGAUGAGCACAUCUGUGCCUCGCAGUCCCCCUGCCAGAACGGAGGCCAGUGUGUGUAUGACGGGGGCGGUGAGUACCACUGCGCAUGCCUGCCAGGCUUCCACGGGCGAGACUGCGGGCGAAAGGCGGGGCCGUGUGAGCGGGCAGGUUCCCCAUGCCGGAAUGGCGGACAGUGCCAGGAUGACCAGGGCUUUGCCCUCAACUUCACAUGCCGCUGCUUGGCGGGCUUUGUGGGUGCCCGCUGUGAAGUGAAUGUGGAUGACUGCCUGAUGCGGCCUUGUGCUAAUGGUGCCACCUGUCUGGAUGGCAUAAACCGCUUCUCCUGCCUCUGCCCUGAAGGCUUUGCUGGACGCUUCUGCACUAUCAACCUGGAUGACUGUGCCAGCCAGCCAUGCCAGAGAGGGGCCCGCUGUCGGGACCGUGUCCAUGACUUUGACUGCCUCUGCCCCAGCGGCUAUGGUGGCAAGACUUGCGAGCUUGUCUUACCUAUCCCAGACCCUGUCACCACAAUGGGCAUUCCCCUAGGGCCCAUCUCAGCAGUGAUGGCACCUGCUACAGGGCCAGCCCCCCACAGUGCAGGGGCAGGUCUGCUGCGAAUCUCAGUGAAGGAAGUGGUACGGAGGCAAGAGGCCGGGCUGGGUGAGUCUAGCCUAGUGGCCCUGGUGGUAUUUGGGGCCCUCACUGCAGCCCUGGUCCUGGCCACUGGGUUGCUAACCCUGAGGGCCUGGCGCCGAGGUAUCUGCCCCCCUGGACCCUGUUGCUACCCUGCCCCAUACUAUGCCCCGGCCCAGCAGGACCAGGAAUGUCAGGUUAGCAUGCUGCCAGCAGGGCUCCCCCUGCCACCUGACCUGCCCCCUGGGCCUGGAAAGACCACAGCACUGUGAUGGAGGAGGGGGCUUUCUGGCCCCUUCCUUACCUCCUCCACACCUCAGACUGGAGUGGCCCUUUCUUGCCACCCCCCUGCUUGGGUACAUACCUGAGGGGACUUCAGCCUCACACCAGAAAUACUAUUUUUUUAAUACACAGAAUGUAAGACAGGAAUUUUAUCAAAUAAAACUAACGAAAAUGCAA
Molecule: messenger RNA, 1551 nt
Organism: Castor canadensis (American beaver)
Lineage: Eukaryota; Metazoa; Chordata; Mammalia; Rodentia; Castoridae
Gene: Dlk2
Product: delta like non-canonical Notch ligand 2
Biological process (GO): heterophilic cell-cell adhesion; establishment or maintenance of epithelial cell apical/basal polarity
Cellular component (GO): plasma membrane; protein-containing complex
Molecular function (GO): calcium ion binding
Source: RefSeq, a predicted model, not a curated record